Molecule: messenger RNA, 1132 nt
Organism: Helianthus annuus (common sunflower)
Lineage: Eukaryota; Viridiplantae; Streptophyta; Magnoliopsida; Asterales; Asteraceae
Product: ricin B-like lectin R40G3
Exons: 4
Coding region: 38-793 (251 amino acids)
Source: RefSeq, a predicted model, not a curated record
AAUAAAUAUUAAAUUCCAAUUUUAGCGUAUUCACGAAAUGGACCCAUACCGUCACAACAACCACCACCACCACGAACCACCGUACCCACCACCACCACACUACCCCCCUCCACCGCCUCAUACCAUCCACCACCACCAUGAACCACCCUACCCACCUCCACCCCACGUUGAGCUCUACCCCCCACCACCUCGCGCCCCUGCUCCCUACACGGCAGAUUACUACCGUCCACCACCACCACCACCGCAAGGUGUCCACCAUCACCACCACAUCCCACAUAUGCCUCCGAUCAUCAACCACCACCACCAAAAACCACCAGAAAAGUAUACUGACAAUAAACCGACAGUUAGGAUUUACUGCAAGGCCAAAACGGAUUACGCUCUCACCAUUCGUGAUGGGCAAGUGAUUCUUGCUCCCUCUAACCCCUCCGAUCCUCAUCAGCAUUGGGUUAAAGAUUUGAAGUUUAGCACAAGAGUGAAGGAUGAAGAGGGUUAUCCCUCUUUUGCUUUGGUCAACAAGGCCACUGGUCAGGCUAUGAAACACUCCGUUGGUGCAACUUAUCCUGUUCAGCUGACAGAAUACAACCCUGAUAAGCUUGAUGAAUCUGUUCUUUGGACUGAGAGUAAGGACCUCGGGGACGGUUAUCGGGCAGUAAGAAUGGUCAACAAUAUUCGACUUAAUGUUGAUGCAUUUAAUGGUGACAAGAACCAUGGCGGCGUGCGUGACGGCACAAAAAUAGUUCUGUGGGAAUGGAAGAAAGACGGUAAUCAAAGGUGGAACAUGGUCCCUUACUGAUAUCUUGUUUUGUGGGAUGCAAGUGUCUAGUAACUAGCUAUAUACUAGGCUACUUCCUCAUUGUGCGGCGGUGGUCAUGUCUUCGUGUGUUUGAAUAAGACUGUUGAACAACUACCGGCUUAGUUCUGUGGUUGGUAUGUAUUUAUAGAUCACCCGAAUGCAUUUGGUAUAGCAUUGCUUCUUAUUAUGAUAUUUCUCAGCUAUUGAUGGUUUGAUAUCCACCAUCAUGAUGAGUGUGAACGACUAAUUGUGUUACGGUGACUUGUACGUUAUGCACUAGAAGUUGUGUCUUAGCAAACAUUUGUUUACAUCAUUUAUCUCAGGACCAACGUCUUAUUA